Molecule: messenger RNA, 3673 nt
Organism: Bubalus bubalis (water buffalo)
Lineage: Eukaryota; Metazoa; Chordata; Mammalia; Artiodactyla; Bovidae
Gene: YME1L1
Product: YME1 like 1 ATPase
Exons: 19
Coding region: 750-2897 (715 amino acids)
Biological process (GO): mitochondrion organization; protein quality control for misfolded or incompletely synthesized proteins
Cellular component (GO): mitochondrial inner membrane
Molecular function (GO): ATP-dependent peptidase activity; ATP hydrolysis activity; metalloendopeptidase activity
Source: RefSeq, a predicted model, not a curated record
GGGGCUGUAAUUUGAAUAACCGGACUUGAAGAGUUUUUUUAUCCCGAUCUCCAAAGGAGGCUGGUGGGGCCUGCACUUACCCCACCAGACUCCUUUGGGGCCUCUCACCCGCGGGAGAAAUGUAAACCAGUUCGGUCUGGUCAGUGAAUCCGUGACCAGUGAAAUCAUAGAAUGUGGAGAAACUGGAAGCGCAUGUGGAGAGCAGGAAGCGCAUGCCUGGUCCUGUAAUUUGACAUUUUAACUGGGUGUAACUUGCCUAUCUGGAACAGGAAGUUUUUUAUUUAUUGUGGGGAAGAUAAAGAGCACUAAAUUGCAGCAAAAGAGCUUAUUAUGGCUCAAGGCCCAGUCACAACAGGAGAAUAUGUCGGAAGUAUUGAUAAGAAAGCUGGAGGAAGAUUUAAUGGGGUGGAUGCCGUUCCCCUUUAAAAAGAAAACGACAGCCAGAAAGCUUUGGGGGCUCCGGCGCGUGUAUUAUUUAAUGCGAAAGGGAACUAUUUCGGGGACGUCAGCUGCCCAGGGUGGCGACCUCACCUGCCCCGGAAGUACUGGUGCGUUAGUGCCUUGCGUUCCGGGGCGGGUUGUCUGUCGUUGCAGCAGCUGUAGGUUGGGGAGGCCAUUUUCCGCUUCUAGGAAGAGUGAGAGCGUGGAGAGAGAAAAGGAAGGGAAAAGAGGGCUCAGCGCCUCCCCGCCGGACCGGAGAAGAGGGACAGUUUUGGCAGGCGGGUGAGGUCGCUGACGGCCUGGAGAAUAUGUUUUCCCUGUCGAGCACCGUGCAGCCCCAGGUUACAGUUCCUCUGAGUCAUCUCAUCAAUGCCUUCCAUUCACCGAAAAACACACCAGUUUCUGUCAGUGCAUCCAUUUCGCAAAACCAGCAUCGAGAUGUAGUGUCUGAGCACGAGGCCCCCAGCAAUGAGCCUGUACUUAAUUUAAGGGACCUUGGAUUAUCUGAAUUAAAAAUUGGACAGAUUGAUCAACUGGUAGACAGUCUACUCCCUGGAUUUUAUAAGGACAAAAAUGUUUCUUCCCAUUGGCAUACAUCUCAUGUAUCUGCACAGUCCUUCUUUGAAAAUAAAUAUGGUUGCUUAGAUAUUUUUAGUACUUUACGUUCCUCUUGCUUGUACAGACAACAUUCAAGAACUCUUAAAAGAAUUUGUUCAGAUCUUCAGUACUGGCCAGGUUUCAUACAGUCUCGGGGUUUUAAAACUUUGAAAUCAAGGACACGACGUCUGCAGUCCACCUCUGAAAGAUUAGCAGAAACCCAGCACACAGCGCCAUCAUUUGUGAAGGGGUUUCUUUUGCGGGACAGAGGAUCAGACGUUGAGAGUUUGGAUAAACUCAUGAAAACCAAAAACAUACCUGAAGCUCACCAAGAUGCAUUUAAAACUGGUUUUGCAGAGGGUUUCCUGAAAGCUCAAGCGCUAACACAAAAAACCAAUGAUUCUUUAAGAAGAACUCGUCUGAUUGUUUUUAUUCUGCUGGUAGUUGGCAUUUAUGGACUCUUAAAGAACCCAUUUUUAUCUGUCCGCUUCCGGACAACAACAGGGCUUGAUUCUGCUGUGGAUCCUGUACAGAUGAAAAAUGUUACCUUUGAACAUGUUAAAGGAGUGGAGGAAGCUAAGCAGGAAUUACAGGAAGUUGUUGAAUUUUUGAAAAAUCCACAAAAAUUUACUGUUCUUGGAGGUAAACUUCCAAAAGGAAUUCUUUUAGUUGGACCACCAGGAACAGGGAAGACACUUCUUGCCCGAGCUGUUGCUGGAGAAGCUGAUGUUCCUUUUUAUUAUGCUUCUGGAUCAGAAUUUGAUGAGAUGUUUGUGGGUGUGGGAGCCAGCCGUAUAAGAAAUCUUUUCAGGGAAGCAAAAGCAAAUGCCCCUUGUGUUAUAUUUAUUGAUGAAUUGGAUUCUGUUGGUGGGAAGCGAAUUGAAUCUCCAAUGCAUCCAUAUUCACGGCAGACUAUAAAUCAACUUCUGGCUGAAAUGGAUGGUUUUAAACCCAAUGAAGGAGUUAUCAUCAUAGGUGCCACAAAUUUCCCAGAGGCAUUAGAUAAUGCCUUAAUACGCCCUGGUCGCUUUGACAUGCAGGUUACAGUUCCAAGGCCUGAUGUGAGAGGUCGAACAGAAAUCUUGAAGUGGUACCUCAAUAAAAUAAAGUUUGAUCAGUCUGUUGAUCCAGAAAUCAUAGCUCGAGGUACUGUUGGCUUUUCUGGAGCAGAGUUGGAGAAUCUUGUGAACCAGGCUGCAUUAAAGGCAGCUGUUGAUGGAAAAGAAAUGGUUACUAUGAAGGAACUAGAGUUUUCCAAAGAUAAAAUCCUAAUGGGGCCUGAGCGUAGAAGUGUGGAAAUUGAUAACAAAAACAAAACGAUCACAGCGUAUCAUGAAUCUGGUCAUGCUAUUAUUGCAUAUUACACUAAAGAUGCAAUGCCUAUCAACAAAGCUACAAUCAUGCCUCGAGGGCCAACACUUGGACAUGUGUCCCUGUUGCCUGAGAAUGAUCGGUGGAAUGAAACUAGAGCUCAGCUGCUUGCCCAGAUGGACGUCAGCAUGGGAGGAAGAGUGGCAGAGGAGCUUAUAUUUGGAAGUGACCAUAUUACAACAGGUGCUUCCAGUGAUUUUGAUAAUGCAACCAAAAUAGCAAAGCGCAUGGUCACCAAAUUUGGAAUGAGUGAAAAGCUUGGAGUUAUGACCUACAGUGAUACAGGGAAACUGAGUCCAGAAACUCAAUCUGCUAUUGAACAGGAAAUCAGAAUCCUUUUGAGGGAUUCAUAUGAGCGAGCAAAACAUAUCUUGAAGACUCAUGCAAAAGAGCACAAGAAUCUGGCAGAAGCUUUAUUGACCUACGAGACUUUGGAUGCCAAAGAGAUUCAAAUUGUUCUUGAGGGGAAGAAGUUGGAAGUGAGAUGAUAGCUCUUGAAUUGGAUGUAUUGCUAGUUUUAUUGCAAGACCAUAAGUAGCAUUGAAGUAGUCUUAUUUUGCAACUCUUUCUCCCAUUCUUGACCCGGUAUCAUUCAGAGGUGUGAAACACUUUGUCACUCUGUUGUCACAUUCAUCUAAUUUUGAUUAUUCUCAUGAUGAACACCUAUUGCAAAUAGCAAAUUUAUUAAAGAAAAUAAAGAGCUAUCAGGAUUGAAAACAGCUUGUUUGAGAAGUGUUAAUUGGUUAUUAAGUUGAAAAUCAGUAAUGAUUUUAUGGUUGGUUACAGUGUUAGAUGUGAAUAGAAAGUGUGCCUUUAGCUCUUGGGAGGUAUUUUUACUUAGCAAAGUAAAAUUCAUGAAGGAUUGUCUUUGUUUCUAGAUAGUACCAUUUAUCUUUGAUAAAGAAAUGAUGCUGUUUGGCUGUUGGUACAUCGUAGUUCUACGUUCAUUAGUGGAAACUUCAUUAAGAUGCACUUAAGUAUGAUCUAGAUUGAUUGUAUAUGAAGUGUUUUUUUAAAAAAAUGAGUGGAGAAUUAUGAACCUAUAGAUACAAUCAGAAUUUAAAUGAUUAUAACUUUUAAAAAAUCCAGCUUGCAUUUUCAUGAUUUUUUUUUUAAAAACAAUGCUAUCACUCUGAAAAUGAAGCUUAUUUCAGAGCAACAGUAUUUUGUUAAAUAAACAAGUAACACACCUCAAAUUCUGAAUAACAAUGUAAUUAUGCUUGGCAGUGAAACCAAAAUAAAACCAAAAACUCAGUCCCCUUCA